GAAAGACAAAGACAGAGUUUAUUGAAGGACAGUGUGAAGAUGAGUGACCCAGAACCCUGCAGAAUUAAACAGGAAGACACUGAAGAACUAAUAGGUGUAAAAGUGAAGGAGGAGAGUGAAGCGCCGAGUGAAGAUGAGGAGAAACAUCAUGUCAAAAGUGAAGAAGAAACUCACACAAGCACUGAACACAGUGUUUUGCUGAACAGCACAGCUGUAAACGCUUUCGCCUGCACUCAGUGUGGAAAGAGUUUUGGGCGCAAAUACGAUCUCAAGCGUCACAUGAAGAUCCACACUGGAGGGAAAGUGUACAAGUGUUCACACUGCAACAAGACAUUCCAUAAGCUGGUACAACUGAGGGCGCACAAGAAGAUUCACGCUAAAGAGAAACUGUUUCUCUGCAUCGCUUGUGGGAAGCGUUUCAGGGAUUUAAUUUCUCUUCGAAGACACACGUACAAAUAUCACGAGCUGAGUGAAGACAUCGAGACUUACUUAAAUGUUCAUUCAAAAAUGAAGCUGUUUUCGUGCUCUUCGUGUGGAAAGAGUUUCGAUAGUCCACACGGUUUAAGAAAGCAUCAGAUGAUCCACACUGGAGAGAAACUUUACAAGUGCUCACACUGCGACAAAACAUUCAAUGACUCAGGAGGUCUGAAAGCACAUGAGAUGAUUCACACCGGAGAGAGACCGUACACGUGUACUCAGUGUGGGAAGAGUUUCACACGAUUGUCAAGCCUUAAACGACACAUGAUGAUCCACACUGGAGAGAAACCGCACCAAUGUGAUCAAUGCGGCAAGACAUUUUCGAAGCCGUCAGAGCUGAAGUAUCAUCUUACAGUUCAUCAAGAGGAGAAGCCUUAUUCAUGCUCCGAGUGUGGGAAGAGUUUUAAAAGAAAGCCAGGGUUAAGAAAACAUGAGAAGAUCCACGCUGGAGAGAAACUUUUCAAGUGUUCACACUGCGACAAGAAAUUCUGUAAGCGUGGACAACUGAGAGCACACAAGAAGAUUCACACUAAGGAGAAACUGUUUCUCUGCAUUGCUUGUGGGAAGCGUUUCAGGGAUAUAUUUAAUCUACAAAGACACACACAAAAAUUUCACGAGAUCAAUGAAGACAUGAAGAAUUACUUAAGCGUUCAUUCCAAGAUGAAGCCGUUUUCGUGCUCUUUGUGUGGAAAGAGUUUCAAACGUCCAGACAGUUUAAGAAAACAUCAGAUGAUCCACACUGGAGAGAAACCCUACAAGUGUUCACACUGCGACAAGACAUUCAGUGAGUUAAGGAAACAGAAAACACAUGAGAGGAUUCACACGGGAGAGAAACCGUACACAUGCACUCAGUGUGGGAAGAGUUUUAGACUAUCAUCAAGCCUUAAUCUACACAUGAUGAUCCACGGCGGAGAGAAACCUUACAAGUGUUCACACUGCGACAAAACAUUCAAUGAGUCGGGAAAACUGAAAGCUCAUGAGAGGAUUCACACGGGAGAGAAACCGUACACCUGUACUCAGUGUUGGAAGAGUUUCAGACUAUCAUCAAGCCUUAAUCUACACAUGAUGAUUCACACUGGAGAGAAACCGCACCAAUGUGAUCAAUGCGGCAAAGGAUUUCCAAGGCCUAAAGAGCUGAAGAGGCAUCUUAGAGUUCAUACAAUGAAGAAGCCUUAUUCGUGUUCUGAGUGUGGAAAGAGUUUUACACUGCAGUCAAGUUUAAAAAGACAUCAGAAGAUCCACACUGGACUGAGAGAGCAUGUGUGCUUUGAGUGUGGGAAGAGUUUUACCACAGCUGAACAUUUGAUAGAGCACCAGAGGACUCACACUGGAGAGAAACCAGAUAUGGAGUGUGGGAAGAGCUUCACACAAUCAUCAACUUUUAAAGAAGACAUGGAGAGAAAAUAAUGAGGCAAGGCAUUUUUAAUGGCUGCAGAGCUGAAGGAACAUCUUAGAGUUCAUAUAAAGGAGAAGCCUCAUGACAAUGCUUUCAAGACAUUUUUCAGCAUUCAUACUCGAGUGUUUUUUCUGAGGAUGAGCAGAGUGAAUGUGCACAAAAUCACUCCCUGAGGUUAGAUGGUGCUUAAUGAACUUACAACUUCUGAAAGGAAAGUGAAACUCACCAUCCAGUUUUAUUUGAUCUGUUUUCGACUCUUCUAAAGCUUAAAUAUACCAUAAUAUGUUUGCAGAUAUUUAUGAAACGUGCUAAGUGAAUAUAUUUGUUCAUCUGAAAAACA
This is a messenger RNA of Danio rerio (zebrafish), 2213 nucleotides long. The record is from RefSeq and is a predicted model, not a curated record. Lineage: Eukaryota; Metazoa; Chordata; Actinopteri; Cypriniformes; Danionidae.